Messenger RNA from Aspergillus tubingensis, 1263 nucleotides. RefSeq lists its product as uncharacterized. NCBI's taxonomy places the organism in Eukaryota, Fungi, Ascomycota, Eurotiomycetes, Eurotiales, Aspergillaceae. The record is from RefSeq and is a predicted model, not a curated record. The coding region runs from base 1 to 1263 and encodes 420 amino acids. The transcript has 5 exons.
AUGUCUCGCCGUCGUGCCUCUCACAGCGAAUCAUUGGGAAUCUCAUCUACUAUGAACGAAGCUCUUGCCUAUCCUUUCUCCGGGAUGCAGCAAAGCAAUGCUCCACAGCGACGCGGCCCGAUCGAAGGGCCCAACGGUCGACGCUUGAUUCGUAGGGUCACCUGGCGAUCCUCCACGUACAAGUUGAUGGCUUGUUUGUGGGUGUUGGGUGUCUUUUAUAUCGUCUGGCUGAUCCGGGAUGUCUUCUACUACCCCUUCUACGCCUCUUCCAAACAGCCUUUCACCCCCAAAGACACGAAUGAUUUACUGGCUCCCUAUGUGGGUCGUCAAGAGUGCGACAUUUCUUCCCUGUCCCUCUUCAGCCCCCCUCAACCCGGUGAUGGCGAACGUGCUUCAAGCAAUCCAUACUGCCAAUCUCGUGAUGCCCUGCUCAACGCCAUGAGCAAUGGCGGGCGUCACGGCUUUGACGCUGCGUAUACCUCUCAAGGCAAGUGCCAAAUCGAUGGAUGCUCUUAUCGUUGGUUCACUAGCGCCGAAGUAUGCGACAUUCUUCGGAAAUUCGAUGGAAUCGUCUUCGUGGGUGAUGAUACCUUGGCCGAUGCCUAUGCAGGCUUCAACAUUCUUUUGCGGGAGGACCUGGCCACUGGAUCCCUGAGAGAGUGGGAGAUAAACAAAGGACAUGGCCAUGAUUGCCGAUGUGAAUCCCAGUUCACCAGUAGAUCGUGCCUACCUCUGCGGAUUACUUCCAGUGAUGAGGUAUACGCCCAAGAAGGAAGCAGUGCCCCUCGCAGGCCUUACGCUUGUUCAUCCCGUAUUCCUCAUGCCUUCCUCGCUACAGCCAGUUCUCCUGCCCCAAGGGGUGUGUAUGACAAAUUUCGUCGAAUGGUCGCCCGAGGAGUUGGCCGGAACAGACCCGUUCCCGUGAUCCUGAGUCUUUCCCUUUCCACAUCCUAUUCCCUGUCUACAGCUAAAAGCAGCAUGGAUGAAUGGCUUACACUGGCUCAGGCCAGUGGACGGAACACCCCUUUUCUCUGGGUAGGUCCGACAGCUCCUGGGCUUCAAAAGGACUCGAGGGACAACAUCCACGCAUCCAGCUGGCAGUAUUCACAAGACACCGCCCAAGAAGCCCGCAACAGAGGCUUGGAUGCUCUGGGAAUGUACAAUGCGACCCUUCAAGCUGAUAGUUGGGAUGGUAAGCACUACGGAGAGAAGGUAGCUUUGAUACAAGCGAUGAUGGUUAUCAACUGGCUGGCUAUGCUCUGA